This is a messenger RNA of Nicotiana tabacum (common tobacco), 1158 nucleotides long. NCBI's taxonomy places the organism in Eukaryota, Viridiplantae, Streptophyta, Magnoliopsida, Solanales, Solanaceae. The record is from RefSeq and is a predicted model, not a curated record.
AUGGUUACGGCCUAUAUGGUUAUGAGUCUGGUCAACUUCCUCCUUCCUCCUUCCACCAUCACUACUAAUAAUGUAGAAAACUCCUACAAAGAAAUCAAUUCCGCCACCACCCUAACUAAUAAUAUUUACAAUAGCAAAUACCUUCCCAAGAAUUACAACCCUGUGGCUCAUGUCACUGUCCCAAAGAAUGACGACGACAACAAUAACGAUGGAGAGUACAAGAAUACUGGUAGUACUAAUAACAAAAAUAACAAUAACGGGGAGUACUACAAUGAUGACAGUACUAACAGCAAAAACUAUAAUGGGGAGUACUAUAAUGGUGGUAGUACUAACAAUAAAAAUAACAAAAUGGAAUACUACAAUGGUGGUAAUGGUAACAACAACAACAAUGAGGAGUAUUGUAAUAGUGAUAGUACUAGCAACAACAACAACGACGAUAAUGAUGAGGAGUACAAGAAUAGUGGCAAUACUAACAACGAAAACAAUGACAAAAAACAAUACUACAAUGAUGACAAUCCUAACAACAACAACAAAGAGUACCACAAUAGUGGCAUUACUAACAAAGAGUACUACAAUGGUUGUAGUACUAACAACAAUAACAAUGAGGAAUACUUCAAUGGUGGCAGUACUAACAAUAACAACAAUAACAAUGAGAAGUACUUCAAUGGUGGCAAUACUAAUAACAACAACAACUACAACUACUACAACAACGACAAAGAGGAGUAUCACAAUGGGGGUAGCACUUACUACUACUAUAACAACAACAAUAACGAGGAGGAGUACUUCAAUGGUGGCAGUACUAACAACAACAACAAUAACGAGGAGGAGUACUUCAAUGGUGGCAGUACUAACAACAAUAAUAACAACAACGAGGGGUACUUCAAUGGUUGCAGUACUAACAACAACAACAACAAUAACAACGAGGAGUAUUACAAUAGGGGUAGCACUUACUAUAACAACAACAACAAUAACAACGAGGAGUAUCACAAUGGAGGUAGCACUUACUACAAUAACAACGAGGGGUACUUCAAUGGUGGCAGUACUAACAAUAACAACGAGGAGUAUUACAAUAGGGGUAGCACUUACUAUAACAACAACAACAAUAACAACGAGGAGUAUCACAAUGGAGGUAGCAUGCACUUACUACAACAACAAUAA